AUGGCUUUAGUAUCAUUUAUUUUAACAUUAUUUUUUAUAUAUAUUUUAUCAAAGAUAAAAAGUAUUUGGACAUGGAUUAAAAUAAGAAAUCGUAAACAUGAAUUAGGUGAUAAAAUUCCUGGACCAAAAACAAUUCCAUUUUUUGGAAAUGCAUUAUCUUUUUCCAAAGAUACUAAACAAACUAUUGACUAUAUAACAGAAGAAUUUAAUAAAGUUAAUGAAAAAAAUGAACCAUUUAUUAGGUUUUGGGUUGGAGAAAAAUUACUAGUUAUACCAAUAAAUGGAAAUGCUGCUAGAUAUAUUAUUGAUAAUGAAUUAAUAAAAGGUGAUGAUUACGAAUUAUUAAAAGAAUGGUUAAAUGAAGGUCUUGUAGUAAGUAGUGGUGAAAAAUGGAGACAUAAUAGAAAAUUAAUUACUCCAAGUUUUCAUUUUGGUAUGCUUAAAAAUUAUUUUUCUAUUUUCAAUAAUGAAGCAAAAAUUUUUAUUGAAAGUUUAACAAAGUAUGUUGAUACUGAUAAAGAAAUUAAUAUUAUUAAUUAUGCCAAAAGACUUACAUUAGACAUAAUUUGUGAAACUGCUAUGGGAACAAAAAUGAAAAUACAAGAAAAUCCAAAUCAUAAAUAUAUUGAGAAUGUAGAAAUUUUUAACAGAAAUGCAGCUAUAUUUACAAGAAGUCCUUUAUAUCUUUUUAAACCAAUUUGGUAUUUAUUUGGAGAAGGAUUUAGUACAACUAGAAGUUUAAAUGUUUUAAAAGAAUUUACUUCAACAAUUAUUAAUGAUCGUUGGAAACAAUACCAACAUAAUAAGAUGAACGAAAAUAAUAAUAAUAAUAAUAAUAAUAAUAAAAAUCAUGAUUUUUUGAAAAAUCUUUUAGAUCAUAGAGCAGAAAAUUAUAUGACUGAUCAAGAUGUUCUUGAUGAAGUUCAAACUUUUACUUUUGCUGGUCAUGAUACAACAGCUACGGCAUUUGCAUUUUUAGUAUGGGCAUUAGCUACACAUCCUGAUAUUCAAGAACGAUUAUAUGAAGAAAUAUGUGAUGUUUAUGAAGCUGAAGAAAGAGAUGUUAUACCAGAUGACUUGACAAAAUUGCCUUAUUUAGAAAGAGUAAUAAAAGAGUCAUUAAGAAGACAUCCUACUGUUCCAAUUAUUAGUCGUAAUACUAAAAAAGAAAUAAACAUUUUAGGAUAUACAUUACCUAAAGAUACAAACUUUACAAUAAGUAUAUACCACAUUCAUCUUAAUCCUAAAAUAUAUCCAGAUCCAAUGAAAUUUGAUCCUGACCGUUUUUUGCCAGAAAAUUGUAUUAAUAGAGAUCCUUAUGAUUUUUUACCAUUUAGUGCAGGUCCAAGAAAUUGUAUUGGUCAAAAAUUUAGUUUAUUUGAAUUAAAAUUAUUAAUAAUAUGGGCAUUAAGAAGAUACAAAUUUUAUUCUAAAUUACCAUAUGAAUAUAUUGAAAUUCUUCCAGAAGUUGUUAUUCAUAAUGAUAAAAAUUAUCCAAUUUUAAUAACAUCAAGAUAA
This is a messenger RNA of Strongyloides ratti, 1518 nucleotides long. Its product is annotated as Cytochrome P450 4V2. The record is from RefSeq and is a predicted model, not a curated record. Gene Ontology annotation, molecular function: monooxygenase activity; oxidoreductase activity, acting on paired donors, with incorporation or reduction of molecular oxygen; heme binding. NCBI's taxonomy places the organism in Eukaryota, Metazoa, Nematoda, Chromadorea, Rhabditida, Strongyloididae. Bases 1 to 1518 code for a protein of 505 amino acids. The transcript is spliced from 2 exons.